AAUCCACUGUCCUUUGCCGUUUGUCUGUCAUCGGUAGUAUUGACAAAUGCGCUUGUAUUUUUAUCCGAUUAAACUAUAUAUUUUUUUCAUUCAGGAAUUUUGGCUGUUAAUUAGAUUUGAUACAAUACAUCCGACAGUCAAGACUGAUAAAACGAAACAACGCGUGUCGAAAAGCAGUUAUCAAAAGAAAAAAAAUAUAUAUAUAAUAACUUAUUUUCUUGCACUUGACCGAUAAUGUCACACACGUUUGUCCACAAGCUGAGGACUGCGAAAGUUAAAGUACAGGCUAGGUUGAAUAGAAACAGUGAAGUUAAAGGUGCCAAUCGGAGUAGAAGUAGCAGCAAUGCAUCCACUGACGUUUCUAGUUUGGGCACGACAAAUAGAAAAACAACUCUUCCAGCAACAUCAAAACCACAGUCAGCAGUUAACCCACAAGGACAGCACGUACUGAAACGUCACACGGUGCCGCAGAAGUCCCCAAAUAAAGCACAAAGUCACUGUGCAUUUACAGUAAUCCCUCCAGACCAAAAGAAAAGGAAUGAGCUUCAAAAAAAAGCAGAAGCUGAGCUGACCGCUUUGGAGGACCUCAAAAAGAGAAGGUCCACAGGCCGCGUAUCCAUUACCCCGAGUACUGUAGGGGGCAGUUUAACAAUGGAAGAGGUAAGAAGAAAACAGCAGGAAGAGAUGAAGAUGGCAAAGUCACGGCUGAAAAGUAACAAACCUGGAACUUCAUCUGCAGCUCAAGACUAAAGCAAAUUGUUUGACUGAUGUCUGAUGUCAUUUUCUGGGAACGUCUGGAAAAGUGUAUUAAAAUGGAUUAUUAAAAACAAAAGUUGCAUUUGAGUUCCUUAUAUUUGCCAUGAAUGCAUA
Messenger RNA from Polyodon spathula (Mississippi paddlefish), 870 nucleotides. RefSeq lists its product as uncharacterized. The record is from RefSeq and is a predicted model, not a curated record. The coding region runs from base 235 to 750 and encodes 171 amino acids. Lineage: Eukaryota; Metazoa; Chordata; Actinopteri; Acipenseriformes; Polyodontidae. The transcript is spliced from 5 exons.